Papilio machaon (common yellow swallowtail) is the source of this 4059-nucleotide messenger RNA. It is a transcript of the gene Ranbp16, whose product is annotated as exportin-7-A. Gene Ontology annotation, biological process: protein export from nucleus. Gene Ontology annotation, molecular function: small GTPase binding; nuclear export signal receptor activity. Gene Ontology annotation, cellular component: nuclear pore; cytoplasm. Lineage: Eukaryota; Metazoa; Arthropoda; Insecta; Lepidoptera; Papilionidae. Bases 300 to 3650 code for a protein of 1116 amino acids. The transcript has 25 exons. The record is from RefSeq and is a predicted model, not a curated record.
UUGUGACCAUAGACGAAAAAACAGUCUUGUUAUGAAUGUGACCUCCUAUCAUAUGCCUUUGUCCUAUAUAAGAAGUGUUAUUUUGUGCCUAUAUGAUUUUCGCCAUGUUGGCGCUUAUGGUAGCGGUAGGUAGUGGUAUUGGAAAUUCGACUUAAUCCUAAUUAUAGAUAUCCGACACUAACUUCAACUGGCGGCUUUCAAGUCGGAACGAAGCAAAAGCUGUCAUUCCCAAAGAUAUUCAGCGGAUAUCGAUAGAGUAAGGUAUUUAGAAUUAUUUUUUAUUCUAAAAAAAAAAUUGGAUGCAACGAUUAAUGUCCAUUGCCCAUGAUAACACAAAUUGGUUAUUCUUCAUAACGAAACGUCAUUCCAGAUGCGAGAAAAUAACAAAGAUGGCUGAAGAACAGGAGGUGCGUCAGAUAGAGUUGUUGUGCAAACAGCUGUAUGACUCCCAGGAUCAUAUCAUCAGGGAGCAGGCGGAGAAGGCGGUUGUUGCGUUCCAGGAAUCUCCGGAUACCCUCAGCAAGUGUCAGGCACUGUUGGAGAGAGCUGAUUCCAGCUACUCCCAACUCUUGGCAGCUACUACCCUAGCUAAACUACUAAGCAGAUCAACAACCAGUCUAUCUGUGCAGCAGAGGCUAGACAUAAGAAAUUAUGUCCUCAACUAUCUCGCUACAAGACCUAAACUGGCCACUUUUGUUGUACAGUCGCUUGUCUCUCUGUUUGCUCGUAUCACGAAGCUCGGCUGGUUUGAUAUGAUCAAAGAGGAAUAUGUCUUCCGUAACGUCAUGAAUGAUGUCUCCAGUUUCCUUCAGGGUCCAGCGGAGAUUUGCACGAUCGGUGUUCAGUUGUUGUGUCAGCUGGUGUCUGAGAUGAACCAAGUGUCUGAGGAUGCCAGCCGAUCGCUCACAAAGCACAGGAAGAUCGCGUCUUCAUUCAGAGACAACCAGCUGUUUGAGAUAUUCCGUCUGUCAUGUUCACUGCUGGGUGCUCCGCUGAGACUGGGUGAGAGUGCGCAGCAGGCGCUGCUGGCGGCGCUCCUGCGGCUGGCACACGCCUGUCUCACCUUCGAUUUUAUAGGCACCACCAGCGAUGAAUCUGCAGAUGAUCUCUGCACUGUACAGAUCCCUACAUCAUGGCGACCAACAUUUCUAGAACCAUCAACAUUAGGUCUCUUCUUUGAGCUGUAUCACUCCUUAGCUGGUUCUUUAGCCGGUCUAGCGCUGGCAUGUCUAGUACAACUGGCAUCAGUACGAAGAAGUCUGUUCAGUAAUAAUGAACGAGCCAAAUUCCUGAAUAGAUUAGCUGCUGGAGUGCUUAGGAUAUUGGAUAAUACGCAGGGUCUAUCGGAACCGGCUAAUUAUCACGAGUUCUGUCGUCUACUCGCCCGUUUAAAGUCAAACUAUCAACUCGGAGAGCUGGUUAUGGUUGACAAUUAUCCUCGACUUAUUGAACUCGUCGCCAAAUUUACUGUGCAGAGUUUACAAAUGUGGCAGUUUGCGCCCAACUCGGUGCAUUACUUGUUGUCAUUAUGGCAACGUAUGGUGGCAUCGGUGCCAUACGUGAAGGCGACAGAGCCUCACCAGCUGGAAACUUAUGCACCUGGUGUUACUGCUGCAUACAUUGCUUCUAGAUUGGAUUCAGUGGCUGUUGUUGUCAGUGAAGGUCUGGAGGACCCGCUGGAUGACGUGGGCACGGUACAGCAGCAGCUGGAGCAGCUGUCGGUGAUCGGGAGAUGCGAGUACGGGAAGACAUGUCAGCUGCUGGUGGCGCACUUUGACCGUGCUGCUGCUGAGUACAGCGUGGAGCAGCGCCCGCAGCAGAUACUGGUGCUGCAAGGUCAAUUAACUUGGUUGGUGUACAUCAUCGGUGCAGCAAUCGGUGGCCGGGCAUCAGUUACAACAUGCGAUGAGAACGAUGCCAUGGACGGUGAGCUGGUCUGCAGAGUGCUGCAGCUGAUGGACCUCACCGACUCCAGGCUGGCCAGGGGUGGCUGCGAGAAGCUGGAGCUGGCUAUGAUGUCGUUCUUCGAGCAGUUCCGUAAGAUCUACGUGGGUGAGCAGGUGCAGAAGAGCAGCAAGGUGUAUCGCCGUCUCAGCGAAGUGCUCGGUCUAGCUGAUGAGAGUCAGCUCCUCAGUGUGCUCAUGAGGAAGAUUAUAACGAAUUUGAAAUACUGGGGCGGGUCUGAACAGAUCAUAUCAAAGACCCUCGGCCUGCUGAGUGACCUCAGCGGAGGGUACGCUUGUGUCAGGAAACUGGUCACAUUGGAGGAGGUGCAGUUUAUGUUGACACAUCAUACUGCAGAACACUUCCCGUUCCUGGGCAUCUCAGGAGUUGGACCCUCGGAGAUGAGAUGCCGCACCAUGUUGUAUACCGCUCUCGGCCGACUGCUGAUGGUGGAGCUCGGCGAGGAUGAGGAGAGGUUUCACGCGUUCAUGAUGCCGCUCACAGCUGCGUUCGAGAGUAUAAUAGGUCUGCUGGGACCUCCUGAGAGUCCUCUCUUCGCCUCUGAGGAUGCCAAGAAGACGCUGAUUGGACUCGCGCGAGACCUUCGCGGUUUAGCCUUCGCCUUUAACACAAAGACCACUUACAUGAUGCUGUUUGAUUGGAUUUAUCCAGUAUACCUGAAGGUGUUACUCCGAGGUCUGGAGGCGUGGUUCUCUCAGCCGGAGCUGAGCACUCCGGUGCUGAAGCUGGCCGCUGAGUUGGCGCAGAACAGGAACCAGCGGUUACACUUUGACGUCUCCUCACCCAAUGGGAUACUGUUGUUUAGAGAAUUAUCAGCUUUUAUAUGUGCUUAUGGCAGCAGAAUAGUUACAAUAGAAGUAAAUAAGAAGGAUAUGUACGCUAUGAAAUUGAAAGGCAUAUCUGUCUGCUUUUGUAUACUGAAAGCGGCUCUCUGCGGGAAUUACGCCAAUUUUGGUGUCUUCAGGUUGUACGGCGACGAGGCGUUAGAUAAUGCAUUGAAUAUGUUUGUUAAACUACUUCUGCAUAUACCACAGAGCGAUUUAUUGGACUAUCCAAAACUAUCACAGACAUAUUAUGUAUUACUAGAACGUCUAGCACAAGAUCAUAUGCCAUUUCUAUCUUCAUUACAACCUGAAGCUACAUUAUAUAUAUUAUCUUCUAUAUCUGAAGGAUUGACUGCAUUAGAUACAAGCGUUUGCACUGGAUGUUGCGCAACAUUAGACCACAUUGUGACAUAUUUGUUCAAACAAUUAGUACAAAAAACGAGCAAUAAAGUACCGAAUCCAAGACAACCUCCGCCUGAGACGAGCAACAUGUUUGUUGAAGUACUACAAAGGAGGCCGGAGAUUAUGCAACAACUGCUUGCCACUGUAUUGAACGUGAUAAUGUUUGAGGAGUGCUGCAACCAGUGGUCAAUGUCCCGUCCCCUGCUGGGUCUGGUGCUGCUGAAUGAGGAGCAGUUCUCUCGUCUGCGAGCUGACCUGAUCUCCCGACAGCCGAGAGAUAAACAGGCUCAGCUGGCGCACUGGUUCUCCAACUUGAUGGCUGGAAUUGAACCUAACUUAUUGACUAAGAAUAGAGAUAGAUUCACACAAAACUUGUCUACUUUCCGUCGUGACAUCAACGAUCUCCUGAAGGGAGCUAACGUCAGCUCUCAGCAGAGCAACGACAUGAUGACGUCAUAACUCAUACAUACAUACAUACAUACAUACAUACAUACAAACGUAUAUUUUGUGAAAACUAAUAAAUAUAUGACAAUUUGAUAGACGCUAGUGAGCUGUCAAAUUUGUCUUAUUCCCAAUUAGUCAGAUUUGUUAGAAAACUUUGUCUAUCUUCACGUUUUUAAUGCUCAAUGCCGUCACUAAGUGGAGAAUUCUUCACUAAGUAUCGAUCUUAGUACAGAAAUGUAAAAUACAUUGAAGAUUUAAUAUAUGUGGAAGAGAGAAAUAGUUGAUUCAAUAUACAUCUCUCUUUCACACCACAUAUAUUAUAUCUUCCUUCUCUCUCGUGUAACGAAUUUCAUCACUUCGAUAUAAUUUCAUGUAAAUAAUUAUUGAUAAGUUAUUUUGUUGAAAAAGUUGAAAAAAAAAUUGA